Aaosphaeria arxii CBS 175.79 is the source of this 983-nucleotide messenger RNA. RefSeq lists its product as uncharacterized. The record is from RefSeq and is a predicted model, not a curated record. Lineage: Eukaryota; Fungi; Ascomycota; Dothideomycetes; Pleosporales. The transcript is spliced from 2 exons. The coding region runs from base 310 to 864 and encodes 184 amino acids.
GCGACACUGUGGUGCCCUGUACUCGUUUUGUGCUCUUCAAGACAUAGGUACUGUAAGUGGCGGUUUGUUGUCUGUCGUUCGUAGCCUGUAGUCUGUAGUCGUUUGUAUGUUGCGCGUGGACCUGGUUGCUGGGGCCAUGGGCUCAUUUGAUCCUCCACGCCCGCCGAUAUCUAUUAUGACAUCUUUAAACCCAUAAAUCAGUGGCCGGCGGCUGAAGGACCUACGCUUGACCCAUAAAGUCCGUAUAGACUGCCUACCGGUGUAGUGUAGGGUAUAGGUUGUGCGACCUCUGGAGCUGUAUACAAGUCCAUGUAUGCGGACCUGCAGCGCCAUCUGCACGCGACGGCCGCUCUGUCGGCGCUUUCGACGAGGAUUAUGAAAGCUAUUAUUGCACAAUCGUGCAGUCGGCGAGUACCUAGGCAUGUCUACACCUUGCAAGCCAAACCGUACGGUGCGCGGGCGCGUUGUUGCUGCUCUGCACCGAACCGAGGGGUUGCAAGCCCACGCGAUGUAGAUCGUGCGGAAACCUGUGGGCCGUGGCCCGACAGACGCAAACGACGGCUACUCACUGUUGGACCGCUGCCUCUUUCAUCAUCACCGGUUUUCCCAUCCACGCUAUCCUGGCAUCCCUCCCCUCUUCUCUCUCUACUCUCUCUCUCUCUCUCUCAACUUUUGCCCAAUCUAUUCACGACAUCCCGCCCUUGUCCUUUGUCGAUACGGGGGCGCCAGACCACUAUCGUACUCUGCUGGGGUCGACAGCAGCCACAAACUCAUGUCAUCAGCCUCACUUACGGAUUUCAUGCACCUGUGUAUGCUGAUAUCACGAAGUGCCGCCUGUAUACACGUCCAGGUGACGGGCUCUGAUCUGCCUUCGUACGCAUGCACCGCACGGCACAAUCCACAGGGCAUUCUCCAUCGGACGAUGUUCGCAGGAAGAAGCUUGAUGGUCCAGCUUCAAACUAGAUGUGCUCACCUAGACAUUC